Thrips palmi is the source of this 5407-nucleotide messenger RNA. RefSeq names its product four and a half LIM domains protein 2 (gene Lmpt). The record is from RefSeq and is a predicted model, not a curated record. Gene Ontology annotation, molecular function: transcription coregulator activity; zinc ion binding. Lineage: Eukaryota; Metazoa; Arthropoda; Insecta; Thysanoptera; Thripidae. Bases 634 to 3225 code for a protein of 863 amino acids. Gene Ontology annotation, cellular component: nucleus; Z disc. The transcript is spliced from 6 exons.
CCCACUCCUGGCUCUCACUGCCAACCCAACGGGCAUGGUUCGAGACCACCACCCCGCUGGUUAAACAGCCCUCUUGAAGAUACCCUUGGCAAUGGGAGUGAGAUCCCCCGCUCUGAAGAAUCGCCCGCGACUCUAAAUAUAGCCUCGCCAGAACGAAAUGAGCUGGCUGAGUUGAAAACUUCAUAUGAUUCCAACAGUGGUUCACCUCCUGCUCAAGAUGGGGCAGCUGGACACCGUCCCAGAGAGUCCAGGCGGUCCUCUUCCGCGGACAGGCCUGUCUCUAUUCCAGUUGUUGGCGCGGAGUCCCUUGGUUUGCUUGACGCAACCGAGGACGCUCCCCGCAGACUCUCAGAAGCAUUUCCAGAAGCCAAGGACCUUCCGCCUGCUCCGAAGGAGUCCCUCAGGGUUGACGUCGACCUGCCUCGCCGAAUCUCUGAAAUUGACGUGGACGUACCCUCGCCGUUGCCGGAUUCGAACCCGGACAAACCUCGCCGUUUGUCCGACUUUGCUGUCCCGAAUAAAACGUCAACGAAGCCAACUCAGUUUGGGGCUACUCCUCCUGCUGUUGACGAGAAACCUCAGCGGUCGCAUAGUCGCAGGAACACCCUGUCACCACAAUAUCCCGAGGACGAUAUGCCACGUCGUGUUUCCGAAUCUUCUUUCUCUGGAUCAGAGCCCACGUCGCCUACAAGGAAGUCAUCCAAAGUCGACAUCAGGUGGCCCACGUUCACUCCAUUGCAUCCCGCUCACAAGUCGACUCUUUUUAGGCUUGAAGACGUGAUGUCAGUUGAUGUGGAAGAUGAUGUGUUCCUACCGACCCCACAGAAAAUCAUUCCGAAAAGGAGUAGUAGCAAAAGUCCCCUGACCGAAGAAAAGCAUCCUCGCCUAGAAGAAACAACGUCCAUUGCAGAUGUUACGCAUGGGAACUUCCAAAAUUUGGAGUAUAAGCAACUGACAGAUUUUCUUUCAUUCUUAGAUGAGCACAUCCACGAGGAUGACUGUAUGAAUCUUUGGAAUUCAGUUCAAAGUUCUGAUCCUUUAGCAGCUCGGCGUUCCGAUAAAUGUAACGAUUCAGUUGAAAACCCUUCCAGACAGUACCUAGAACUGCAAGAUUUCCUUAAAAGACAAUAUGUUGAUGAAGAAAAUAGUUCUGAGGCACUGGAGAAUGUUGCACGGAGCAGAGACUCGCCAGUGGACUCUGCAGCUGAAAUUCAGAAACUCGUUGCUCCCACGCUCAGUGCAGACUCAAAUGACUCGAAAAAAGAAUAUAUGGAACUUUUAAACUUCUUGUUUUUAUUAAGAGCACAAGAGGAGACCCCAGAAGAGCCCUUACUUCAAGAGUACUUUGAAAGGAAGAGACAAGAAGAGUUCCUUGUAUCUCCCAAGUGCGAUUUAAACAGCCAGCCUUCCAAUAAAUUUAAAGAAUACGAACUAUUACAGCAAUAUCUCAAUUCAUUGCCAGAGACAGAGUAUCCAGCCUCCAAUGACGUCCAGUAUGUUGAUCUUGAGGAUGCUCCAAUGGAUUCUGCAGCUGAAAUUCAGAAACUUGUUGCUCCUACGCUCAGUUCAGACACAAACGAUUCGAAAAGAGAUUACAUGGAGCUUCUUAACUUCUUAUUUUUAUUAAGAGCACAAGAGGAGACCCCAGAAGAGCCCUUACUUCAAGAGUACUUUGAAAGGAAGAGACAAGAAGAGUUCCUUACGGCCCCCAGCAAUAAUGUCAAUAACCAGCCUGCCAAUAAAUUUAAAGAAUAUGAACAAUUAAUGCAAUUCCUCAAGUCUCUGCCGCCCGACCGUACUUGCCUGAGCACAGAAACAAUUAAUGUACCCUCCAAUGCUUCUCCAUCUGCAACUAAAUCAGGAUCAAAAUUGUCCCCGAAACCCGAUUCCCAGGCAGAAGACGAGACCACGGUAUGCUCAGAGCUGCCCCUGCGUUCUCCCACGCACUCGGAGCUGGUCACUGUGUCCACGGAACCACAGCGCCUCCAGAUGCCAGUACGGUCGCAGUCCUUCGAGGCCGCCACCCCUGAACUGACGGAAUCGGCCAUCAAAGCCGCCCUGGAGGCGUCGGCAAGCCGAGGCGAAGAGGGAGAAGACGCAGAGGUGGCCGCCAUCACUGCCCAGGCUUCUCAAAGACAGAGCAAAGACGAAUCUUCGACCGAUGUUGCACCGACCAAUGGCCACCCUUCUAGGUCAGGGAGUGCCACUCCUAUUGCUGCGCAAGUUUCGUCGCCAGGCGCCCAGCGCACGACGGCCCCGGUUCAGGAACAGAAAGAGAGUUCUGCGGGGCCAUCACAACCGUCGCAACCCGCUCAGCAACCAGAAGCCUUUUGGUUGAUUUUCAGUGGCGAGUACACCAAGGCCAUGUCCAAGGACUGGCACGCGGGGCACUUCUGCUGCUGGCAGUGCGACGAGUCCCUGACGGGGCAGCGCUACGUGCUGCGCGACGAGCACCCCUACUGCAUCAAGUGCUACGAGUCCGUGUUCGCCAACGCGUGCGAGGAGUGCAGCAAGACCAUCGGCAUCGACUCCAAGGAUCUGUCGUACAAGGACAAGCACUGGCACGAGGCCUGCUUCCUGUGCUCCAAGUGCCGCGUGUCCCUGGUGGACAAGCAGUUCGGCUCCAAGGCGGACCACAUCUACUGCGGCAACUGCUACGACGCCCAGUUCGCCUCCCGCUGCGAUGGCUGCGGCGAGAUCUUCCGUGCCGGCACCAAGAAGAUGGAGUACAAGACGAGGCAGUGGCACGAGAAGUGCUUCUGCUGCGUCGUCUGCAAGACGGCCAUCGGCACCAAGAGCUUCAUCCCGCGCGAGCAGGAGAUCUACUGCGCCACCUGCUACGAGGAGAAGUUCGCCACUCGCUGCGUCAAGUGCAACAAGAUCAUCACCUCUGGCGGUGUGACCUACAAGAACGAGCCCUGGCACAGGGAGUGCUUCACCUGCACCAACUGCAACACCUCGCUGGCGGGCCAGCGCUUCACCUCUCGCGACGAGAAGCCGUACUGCGCUGACUGCUUCGGCGAGCUGUUCGCCAAGCGCUGCACGGCCUGCGUCAAGCCCAUCACCGGCAUCGGCGGCACGCGCUUCAUCUCGUUCGAGGACCGCCACUGGCACAACGACUGCUUCAUCUGCGCAUCCUGCAAGACGUCCCUGGUCGGCAGGGGCUUCAUCACCGACGCCGACGACAUCAUCUGCCCCGAGUGCGCCAAGCAGAAGCUCAUGUGAACGACCCAACGACCCUCGCCGCGCCGUCCUCGCUACGGCCAGGACGGCCUGGACGGCCUGCAGUAGCAGCAGCCCGGCCACCGUGGCCGCGAACCGCGACGGGGACGCACGCUCUACCUCGAAGGGGCUUUGUCCCCAAGUACCCCGCACCCCACCACCGCAUGCACUGUACCGUACUUCCAACCGAAAGCUGUACACCAUAUUAGGUUCAUGCUGAGCUUGAUGCCGAAGUGUCGCUCAACCAACUGAGCUGACCUUUUCUUAGUCUUCAUUUUCACCUUUUAAAACGUCCUACUGACUACGUUCAAAUUUUAUUUUGUGGAUUUUACUGCUGUUGAUGCUGCUGUCAACUUUGUCGACAUUUCAUUUUACGUCAUACUCAUUUGUCUCUAGGCCAUUUUCUUUUACUGCAUAUGCAUUAUUAUACCCAAUAAUAUUUCUGUUCAUAAGGUUUGUUUCUAUUUACUAACAAUUUAAAUAAUUAAUAUGGGUUUUAAUAAAAUACCAUCUUUACCAUACCAAGAUGAGUGGUAAAAGAACUCUGACAAUACCUUGUAAACUGAUUUGCAAAGGAAUAAUAAUAUCUAACACUAGACAAAAGCAUUGUUAAUUUGGUCUUCAUUGUUAAACAUGCAAAAUUAUUUUUUAAUUUUAUCAAAUUUUAUAGUUAUAGACUUGUUAAAAGUUAUUUAUUAAAUUAAUAACAAAUCUGUAUAUAACUAUAUAUUCCCAGAAAUAUAUAAUUAUAUAUGUGUGUAUACAUAUAUGUGUAGAUAGACGAUACACCAGAGGUCAUUGCCUUGUUAUUAAUUGUUUCAAUAUUUAUUUUUUUUGUGUGUGUAAAUAGAGGAGUGGGGCUCACAUGAAUCCGAAUGUGACCGACAGUUUAUAAGCAAAUUAUGCAUACGGGUUCAUGUAUGUUUGAUAAAUUUGGUGCUCAAGAUAGGCACUGCUUUCAGAAAAACACAAUCAUGUCACUACCUUAGCCGUAAAAUGUUAAGGUUUGUAUCAUGGUUUUGUAAAAAAAAUGGGGGGAAAAGCAGUAAAUGAGAAAGUAUGCUUACUGAAUGAGUGAAGGCUUCCUCUUAUUCUAUGCUUUCCUGACUUUUUUGUGAUUUGAUAGGCUUCUUGUGUGAUAUCUACUUCUUUGAUGUCUUGGCUGCAUUUUAGAAAAAAACCCUUGCACCUCAGUACCCAGGAGAGAAACCACUUUUUGCUAACCUUUGAAUUACCGGAGAUGAGGAGCAUGAAAUAUGUCUCCAAAUUAUCCCAUAUUUGAGUUACUGUUGUUGCAAGGUAUACAUUUUUCAUAAGUGGGUUAAGCACAUGGAGAUCAGGAAUGUAGUCAAGUCUGUGAAUGUACAUUCAAAUUUGUUAAAUGAGUGAUUGUGCUUUGUUAUAUUAUUCUGUGUAUUUUGGGUUGAUUUUUGCUGUAAGUAACUAACGUAGCAUUCACAAAAAGAUUAUUGUUGUUUGUUCCCGAAAGGGACUAAAUUUGCAGUCUAAAUUGUGGUUCCUCAUUAAUAUGGUCUAUGGGAAGAAUUUAAUACUUGCUUAAUUUCCAUCUCUUGUGCUUAAAUGCUUCUCAUAUGUCCAUGUCCAUUGUUAAACGUAACACAUAAGCACAUAACAUGAACAAACUGAUGUGAGAAAAUAAGAAAUAUGCAUGAUUCAGUGAGAGUGUAGUUUUAUUUGUUACUUGUAUAUUGCUUCAUAAUGCAUCCUAGUCACAUGCCAUUGUUGUGGGCAUAGGAAUGUUUUGUUUUACUUAUUUGGAGGAGACAAAAUGAGCCGGUCCUCGAUAUCUGUGAUACAAAGUGCUUGCACUAACUAGUGCAAUGCUGAUUCUAAAGUGACUUUCUGUUCCAUAUGACAGCAAACUUUUAUCUAUAGUCCAUGAAUCGCAGGCCGGCUCAGGAGAGCCUUUCUUUGAGGUGAAUAUGACAGAUGGUGCUUUACUCUUAAUAUGUGAAUGGGAUAGUUCUUGAACUGUAAACUCGCAUAGUGAUUUGGUAAAUCAUUAAAAAUGUUCAAUAUUAGAAUUUUUCUUUGUGGAAAUCAGUAUUUUGAUCUAACCCCUACCAAUUUAUAUUCACACAUGUAUUUUUCUGUACAAUCUGUCAAUGCAUGAGCCUGACAAAAUUUACAAAAUAAAAUAAAGCAUAAUUUUUGAGUUUCUUAA